Messenger RNA from Cyprinodon variegatus (sheepshead minnow), 2438 nucleotides. It is a transcript of the gene gpr185b, whose product is annotated as G-protein coupled receptor 12-like. Lineage: Eukaryota; Metazoa; Chordata; Actinopteri; Cyprinodontiformes; Cyprinodontidae. The record is from RefSeq and is a predicted model, not a curated record. The transcript has 2 exons. Gene Ontology annotation, cellular component: membrane. The coding region runs from base 123 to 1199 and encodes 358 amino acids. Gene Ontology annotation, molecular function: G protein-coupled receptor activity. Gene Ontology annotation, biological process: G protein-coupled receptor signaling pathway.
AAAAAAAGGAGACAGGGGAGGGAAACCCUGGAAGAAGACACAACCGGCUCUUAGAGGAGGAGAAAGGGGCUUCAAAGGCAUCCCGGUUCCUUCAAAGGGGACGAAAAAGACGAGGAGCUGCUAUGGUUUUUUCCUUGGCUGCCGCCGCAGCAGCAGCCAUGAGCAGUGGUGGUGGCAAUGGCUUCAACUCUUCCACCCCCCUCGACUCUUUCGAUUCCUCGACAUCCUGGAACGUAAGUGAGGAUCCCACUAAUUCCUCUUCAGAACCCUUCUUGCGAACUUUGACUCCGGACCUUCAGCCAGGCACCACCUUCAACGCAGUGCAGGAAGUCAACCCUUGGGAUAUUGCUCUGUGUGUAACAGGGACGCUCAUCUCCUGCGAGAAUGCGUUAGUCAUCGCAGUGCUGUUCUACACGCCGACGCUCCGUGCUCCCAUGUUCAUUCUGAUUGGAUCACUAGCUGUGUCAGACCUCCUAGCCGGUCUGGGCCUCAUCUUAAACUUUGUUUUCACCUAUUUGAUAGAUAACUCAGUAGAGUUGGUGACAUUGCUGUCAGUUGGAAUACUCAUCUCAGCGUUUUCGGCAUCAGUAUUUAACAUCCUCGCCAUUACUGUUGAUCGUUACCUGUCGCUGUACAAUGCCCUGACCUAUCACACUGAGCGGACAGUCACAUUCACUUACAUGAUGGUGGUUUUUAUCUGGGUGACAUGUGUCACUCUAGGUCUGCUGCCAGUGCUGGGAUGGAACUGUCUGAGGGACCCAACUACAUGCAGCAUCUGUUGGCCCGUCACCAAAAACAAUGCGGUGGUGCUCGCCGUCACCUUCCUCCUUGUCUUCGCUCUUAUGAUGCAGCUCUACCUUCAGAUUUGCAAAAUCGCGUUCCGCCAUGCUCAACAGAUAGCGGUCCAGCACCAGUUCAUGGCUAUCUCCACCACCAAAGGGGUCUCCACAUUGUCGGUCAUCCUGUGUGCCUUCGGGGUGUGCUGGCUGCCAUUCGCCAUGUACUCCAUUGUGGCUGACUCCAGCUACCCCGUGAUAUAUACCUACGCCACGGUCCUUCCAGCCACAUGCUGCUCCGUGAUAAACCCCGUCAUCUAUGCUUUCCGGAACCCGGACAUACAGAAGUCGCUAUGGAUGGCUUGCUGUGGCUGCGUCCCGUCCAACCUCUCCCUUAGACCCAGGACUUCCAGUGAUGUGUAGCAAGAAAGAUUUUGGUGUAGACUCAUGCAAAAUGAAGAACCACGGUAAAAGGAUCAGAAGUUAGGGAUGAAAAUAGAAAGAUGGCUUUGCUCUUCUCAUCAUAUCAAGGCUGAAAGCUGAUGACAAACGCUGAGCUGGCCACAGUUGAAGAGGCACUGACAGAUGACUGAGAGGAGGCAUGGUCAAAAAAAGAAGGAGCUAAGAAAUACCAUGUCCUGUUUGUAGCCUGGAAAACAACCAACAGCAGGAAGGGAAAAGCUGGAGACCAACUGCAAAAUCCUGAUUCAAGGUAUCUUUUAAAGUUCUCUCUUUCUUUGGGUAUGAGAGAAAUGAGGCCUCUAAUGAGUAGCAUAUGUGUGAAGGGGAUUUUUGGGUGAAAAAAAAUUGUACUAAAUCUCCAGAGGAUGCUCUGGAUGGUUAUGCAAUCAGGAGGAAUGCUUAAAAUACUGUACGUGUCUUCACUCCUGUCUUUGAAAUCUACUGCUGUGUGGAUAAAAAUACAAUGAGCUAAAUAUACAAAAUGAAUGACUUUCAACAUUCUCAAUGAGCUAUAUUUAUUGUGAUCUCUUGAUCAUUUCGUAGGAAUCUGCUCUAAAUCAGCCAUGUUCCCUUUAUCAGAAGUAGUUGGAAAAUUCAGAACUCAGCUUUAACAUUUUACAUCACUUAAAGCCCAUAUUUUCACCCAAAGCCAACAUCCCAGCCUUCCAUCUUAAACAUUCUCCCAAAAACAAUCUAACUGACUGAUAAAUGGGGGGAAAGUUUAGGGAGGAAUUGCUAAAUUUAGAGCUGGCAUGUGUUGUCCUUGGCAUCGUGACAUAAAACCUGCUCUGCGUCUGAAGAAAAAUAGGCUUCUCAGGCUGCUGCUGCUGGGUUGGGACUAGAAAAGCAAAGAGCUGAUUUCAGCACCAAGGACAGCUCCACUGCAGAGCACAGCUACCCUGGGAAAUACUCUCAGCUGUGGUGUGGGUGUGUGUUUGAGAGUAUGGGGGGCGAGGGAUAAAAAGUAGGCUAUGCUGUUUUUUUAUAGGCUCUUGAUGGGGAAUGGAAGACGGGACUUUAAGGACAAGUCCCAUUCCAUCUGGUUAGGUGGAACUGACAGAAAAUAUAGAUGAAAAUUCACAAAGCCCAUACGUAGAACAGAGUUCUUGACAUUGCAAUGGAAAAAAUUGUGGAUUUUUUUUCUCUCUUUCAGACAUAAACAUCUAGGCUGUUAUGUGAUUCUUACUUUCAUCAAGAAAA